This is a messenger RNA of Capsella rubella, 1407 nucleotides long. Its product is annotated as ankyrin repeat protein SKIP35. NCBI's taxonomy places the organism in Eukaryota, Viridiplantae, Streptophyta, Magnoliopsida, Brassicales, Brassicaceae. The record is from RefSeq and is a predicted model, not a curated record.
UUCCUUUUUAUUUUCGGAUGUUCAGUCUCUCUUGAAACUUCUUGAAGAUCGCUCUAUACUUAAUAAUUGCCAAUCUGCCAUGGCAAAGACAAAUCUAUGUUGUUUCGAUGCUUCUGUUGACUAGCACUACUACCUUUUGCUUAAAAUCUAGACUCUUUGGAGCAAUCUGAGGAGUGGCUGAUCCCGCACAAGUCUGGAUUUUUGUACGAGACAUUUGCUUCUUCUUAUACAAUGAGGGAGAAUGGGUUUGGUAUACACUAUUGUUAUUCUUGUAAAGGUUUUGCUUUCUCUAGUGUUUUUGAGGGUGGAUGGAGAACCAAGAGUUGUGCCCUGAGGAGCUUGUAACUUCUGAGUUUGAGCCUGAGGAGAUCAUUGAACUUACGGUGGAAGGAGGUGAAGGGAGUGAUGUGGUUUUUGCAAGAGAGUCACCUCUUAUAGGUACAACUCAACCGAGAAAUUUCUGUGCUUGUAGUUCAAAGAUACUGAAAUGCUCAUCUCUUGUGCAACACAAGAAGCUUAAUAGACAGGAUAGACUCGAUUUGGGACGGCUUUUCCAAGUUGCUGUUAGUUCUCAGGAUUGGAAGCUUUCCGAAACAUUCAUCAGUCUGGCUGAUCCUCAAACUUUGAAUGGUUUUCUGUGUAUUAGUCUAGAUUCUAUUUGGUUCUUGAGCACAGAACAUGAGUUACGGGGAAUCACUGGAUUGAUUACAAAGAUCGUAUGUCAUGGUGCUCAUGACUAUACUAGAGCUACACUUAGGACUUCGUUUCUUGCUUCAUGUGUUUCAUCUUGCCAGAGCCAGACUGUGAGUCUUGCUGAUUCUAUUACUGUUAUGGCUCAAAGGUUGCAUGAGCGUCUCCAAGAGUGUAAUGGUGAUGAGGUCCUCAAAGCAGAAGCUGCUGCCAAAGUUCAAAAGUUUACUGAAUGGGCCCUCAAAUGUAUAGGUUUUCACUCCCGAUGCCAGGGCCCUAGAGAUAAAGCUAACCAAGACUCAGCUGCUGAGAUCCAACUCCAGCUUUCUGCUUUCAAGAUGUUCUUAGAUCUUGCAGGAAAUCAUCUAUCAGGAAAGGAUUUCACAGAAGCCUUUGAUGCAGCUUGCUUUCCGCUUACCCUGUUCUCUACCUCGUUUAAUCCUGGCUGGGCUUCUGGAAUCUCAGCUACUUUCAUUCAUGGAUUGCUUGGUAUGCUGGUGGAAGGAGGCACAGAUAACGUAAAUCAGUGCUUCCUUGAAGCUUCUCGUUUUGGGAGCACAGAACUUGUGCGCAUCUUGUUGCAGGUAGAUCUAAUCCUUAAUCUACAUGCCGCUGUAUAGAGAGUGUGUGAAGGUGGGUGGGCAGCUGCUCUCACAGAAGCUAAGGGGACAGCUUGUGGAAGCCGCAAAACAGCUUCAAGAGUCUGAUGUGGCCUCA